Didymodactylos carnosus is the source of this 1245-nucleotide messenger RNA. The record is from the annotation of a GenBank genome assembly. NCBI's taxonomy places the organism in Eukaryota, Metazoa, Rotifera, Eurotatoria, Philodinida, Philodinidae.
AUGGGUAGUGAAAGUAGCAGAGCGGAGAGAACACGGCCGAAUUCGAAAAAAUAUCAGGCUUCGAAACAAUCAUCAAUCACGAAAAUUAAUUUGAAUGAAAAUGGAACCAAAUCGAAGAAAACACAUAAUGAAGAUGAUAUAGAAAAGCGUACAGUUUUGAAACAAUCAAAAUCAAAACAACAAAAUAUGACGGAAAAUGCAAAAAAGGUACAUCAAAAAUCCGAACAAAAAACAUCAAGUUUCAAAGGAGAUGGGAAUAAACGAAUAGGUGCUGCUACUGAUUCAACUACGGAAAUUUCAUUAUCAGAUCAAAUGAUACAUACAAAUUCUAAAGAUUUGGUAGCUGACAAUGGUUGUCUUAUUGCAAAAACACAAUACUCAACACCGACCUCAUCUAUUUAUCCGUCAAUUAAACAUUUUCAAUUAAAUCAUAAUAAUAAUCAAACUUCGACUCAAAUUUCAAAACGGUUGGCUCCUACAAUAUCUUGUCGUCGCCGCCGUUUAGCAUUAAUAUUUGGUAGCGAUGAAUAUUUAAAUCGAUUAAAUAGUUGUGUAAAAGAUGCAAGAGAUAUGGCUAAAAUAUUAACAAAAAUGAAUUUUGAAUGUACCCUAGUCGAAAAUGCUAAUAAACGACAAAUGGAAAGGAGUGAAAAAUUGUUUCAAGCCAAAAUUCGAAGUAAUGAUAUUGUACUGUUGUAUUUUUCCGGUCAUGGAAUGGAAGAAAAGGGUCGUAAUUAUUUAGUUCCCGUAGAUUCGUUUGAUAAUAACGAUCAUAGUUUUAGUCAUUAUUCCGCUGAAUACGAUUUUAUUUGUCUUGAUGAUGUUUUAAAACGUUUAAAUCAACAUCGAAAUCUGGUUAAUAUUGUCAUUUUGGAUGCAUGUCGAGCUGAUGAACAAAACGAUACGUGGAAAUCAAAAGACAUUAGCGGCUUUCUAUCAUCUUUACCGAUUAUGCCUGUUUAUGGAACAAGUAAAGGCUUAUCAGCCAAUGUUCGUACACCUCAAAAUUCAGAAUACGUAUUAAUUUUUUCAUCUGAUCCUGGUACUAUUUCAAUUGCCAGCAAUGUUUCGGGAGAGAACAGCCUUUUUACAUCAGCUCUUCUUCAACAUAUAUCAACACCGAACAUAUCAAUUGAAGAAAUGAUGAAAAAGGUUUCAAAAGAAGUGUUAAAAUUAUCCCAAAAUAAACAACGACCAUGGAUGAACACUUGCUUGUUAGAUUCUUUUUGUUUUAAUCAACAAUAA